Molecule: messenger RNA, 480 nt
Organism: Zygotorulaspora mrakii
Lineage: Eukaryota; Fungi; Ascomycota; Saccharomycetes; Saccharomycetales; Saccharomycetaceae
Gene: TIM17
Product: protein transporter TIM17
Exons: 1
Coding region: 1-480 (159 amino acids)
Biological process (GO): protein import into mitochondrial matrix
Cellular component (GO): TIM23 mitochondrial import inner membrane translocase complex; mitochondrial inner membrane
Molecular function (GO): transmembrane protein transporter activity
Source: RefSeq, a predicted model, not a curated record
AUGUCAGCAGAUCACUCCAGAGAUCCUUGUCCUAUAGUUAUUUUGAACGAUUUUGGUGGUGCUUUUGCCAUGGGUGCCAUCGGUGGAUGCGUUUGGCAUGGUAUCAAGGGUUUCAGAAACUCCCCAUUGGGUGAAAGAAGACUAGGUGCAAUGAGUGCGAUCAAAGCGCGUGCUCCGGUUGUUGGUGGUAACUUUGGUGUUUGGGGUGGCCUAUUUUCAACGUUUGACUGUGCUGUCAAGGCAGUUAGGAAGAGGGAAGAUCCAUGGAAUGCUAUUAUUGGUGGAUUUUUCACUGGUGGUGCGUUGGCCAUUAGAGGUGGCUGGAGACACACUAGAAAUAGUGCAAUUACCUGUGCAUGUCUCCUAGGUGUUAUUGAAGGAGUGGGAUUAAUGUUCCAAAGAUAUAGUGCAUGGCAAGCAAAACCAAUGGCCCCACCUCUACCUGAAGCUUCAGCUUCACCUCAGCCUUUGCAAGCUUGA